UGCUAACUGCAGCUGAUUGGUUCCAUUGUCGCUGCUGUACGCUAACGGCUGUCUCUUAGCUUUCCUGCCAAAGUCACCGCGAAAGGUCCCGUUUAUUAUGGCGUUUUCUAAAACAUGGAAGCAGUGUUGAGCCUCGUGUCGUUAACUGUCACGAAGGUUUUACAGUUCUCCGGACUGACGGACAACUGGAAUGCCCCGAGGACCAAAAAGAUGGAGGAGAAAGCGUUAGAAGUGUACGAUGUGAUCAAAUCGAUCCGUGACCCAGAGAAGCCCAACACCCUGGAGGAGCUGGAGGUGGUGACGGAGAAGUGCGUGGAGGUGCAGGAGCUCGGAGAAGACGAGUACCUCAUCAUCAUCAGGUUCUCCCCCACCGUCCCCCACUGCUCCCUGGCUACGCUGAUCGGCCUGUGCUUACAAGUCAAGCUCCAGCGAUGUUUGCCAUUUAAGCACAAGUUGGAAAUUUACAUUUCGGAAGGAACACACUCUACUGAAGAAGAUAUUAACAAACAGAUCAACGAUAAGGAGCGAGUAGCGGCCGCCAUGGAGAACCCCAACCUGAGAGAGAUCGUGGAGCAGUGUGUCACCGAGCCGGACGACUGACUGCUUGGACCGUGUGUGUGUGUGUGUGUGUGUGUGUGUGUGUGUGUGUGUGUGUGUGUGUCCAUAGUGCCUGAAAAUUACACUCAGAGGACUGCUGAGCGUCGCCUGAAGGCGGAGCCUCGUGUUGGCUCGCCGGACCGUGUUGGGGGGAUUUGGGGUUUUGUUUUGGAGGCUCCUCACGGAGAACUCUGAGCCAUAAAGAGUCAGAGGCUGAAGUCAAACAGCAGAUGUGUGUGUGUGUGUUCACUUUCUCAUCAUUCCCUGCUGGAGGGACUCUCCCUGAGCGGCGGCGUUUCCUUGGAGAUGCUGCAGGCGGAAGUGGGUGGGGCAAACAGAGACUGUCCUACUUCCAUGUCAUCGUGCAGACUGGGUCGUUCUGUGGAGAAUCAGAAUCUGUGGCUUUACCUCCUUUUAUAUACAAGAAGAGAGAGACGCACAGAUGUUUCCAGCUUUUCUUUUAAUGGUUGUUUUUUGGGGCCUGUCCUUUUCUAAAUGCACUUAUCGAGAUUUAUCUGAGGGGGUCGUUAUUUUUAAUGAGUAAGAUGUAAAAAUCUAAUUUACUAAAUAACCAGGUAAUAAAAUUAGAUUAAAAGUGGACCUGUUUUCCUCGU
Molecule: messenger RNA, 1211 nt
Organism: Pelmatolapia mariae (spotted tilapia)
Lineage: Eukaryota; Metazoa; Chordata; Actinopteri; Cichliformes; Cichlidae
Gene: ciao2a
Product: cytosolic iron-sulfur assembly component 2A
Exons: 5
Coding region: 115-600 (161 amino acids)
Source: RefSeq, a predicted model, not a curated record